AUGUCUUCUUAUCCAACCUCCACCAUCUCGGCGAGUCUGACUCCAGAGUAUGAUGCACUCUGGCAUAAGCUCAAUCCUCUUCAACACGAAAUGAUUAUAACUGGCGUUGGUCGUCGUGUUUAUCCACUAUUGGAGUAUCAGUUCAGUAGCAUGAAUCCAGACAAAAUGUACAGAGCUUCGGUUCACUUUGAAUACGUUGACGACAAAAAACUGAGAUUCUGCAAGGGGAAAUACGUCGAGUUGGUAUCCCAAGAAAAGAAGGAAGCACCACGGAAGGUACAGCACAAGUCAGGAGCAAAGUUGGGAUCCAAAUGGAUGGCCUCCCCAGUUAAUUUCGAAGACGUCAGAAUCACAAAUGAAAAGACGAGAGAAGAGGAAAAUACCUCAAACGUCCAUCUUCAUGCUCAACACAGAUACUUGCCAGUGUUGACUAUCACCGAAGAGGCAGGAUUGAGCUACGAAAUCCGGCUCCCACACACAGUUUUUAUCACAGCCACUUUCUACCACAUUGAUGAAGUUCGCAAGAUCAAAACCGAUUCAAAUGAAUACGCCAAAUCAAAUAGAGGGGAUCGCCGUCGUCCCCGGGCUGUCGAAUUCUCCGCCACCAGUCCGUCUACCAAGAAAAGCAUAAAAGAAGCUCCAGUUCAAAGAGAAGCCGUCCCAGAAGCUUCAGUUCCUUUUAUCCGAAACUCGUUUCCAAACUCACCAUCCAUCGAUCUUGCUAUCUUGAGUACUCUUACAUUCCCAUCCGCUGGUCUCUUCACUCAAACUCAAUCUUCAGCGACCAUCCCCGCAGUCCAAGGCGUCUCAUCAGCCGAUCCAUUGAAUGCCUUCUCCGCGAUCCCAUGGUUGAUGAAUAAUCCAUUUCUGUUGGCUGCAAUGGGACUUCAAUUCCCAAUCAUCCCAUUCCCGUAUUUGCCUUCAACGCCGGAUUCGCCGCUCACUCCAACUUCUUCUAUUUCUCCAGACUCUGAGCCCACACAACCGGUAGAUCCAGUAAAGGCUGCAGUUAUCAAUAAGGUCAUCAAUGAAGAGGUCGACGCAUGA
Messenger RNA from Caenorhabditis briggsae, 1047 nucleotides. NCBI's taxonomy places the organism in Eukaryota, Metazoa, Nematoda, Chromadorea, Rhabditida, Rhabditidae. Gene Ontology annotation, biological process: positive regulation of DNA-templated transcription; regulation of transcription by RNA polymerase II; cell fate specification. The record is from RefSeq and is a predicted model, not a curated record. The coding region runs from base 1 to 1047 and encodes 348 amino acids. Gene Ontology annotation, cellular component: nucleus. The transcript has 3 exons. Gene Ontology annotation, molecular function: RNA polymerase II cis-regulatory region sequence-specific DNA binding; DNA-binding transcription factor activity, RNA polymerase II-specific.